This is a messenger RNA of Oryza sativa Japonica Group (Japanese rice), 1692 nucleotides long. Its product is annotated as syntaxin-32. Gene Ontology annotation, molecular function: SNARE binding; SNAP receptor activity. Gene Ontology annotation, biological process: vesicle fusion; endoplasmic reticulum to Golgi vesicle-mediated transport; intracellular protein transport. Lineage: Eukaryota; Viridiplantae; Streptophyta; Magnoliopsida; Poales; Poaceae. The record is from RefSeq and is a predicted model, not a curated record. Gene Ontology annotation, cellular component: endomembrane system; Golgi membrane; SNARE complex.
UCUUUCUUUUCCAUCGUAUAGUCCGGAGUAAGAAGGAUUACCUCGUUACGAAGUCACACAAGCCCGGCAACCGACACCCAAAAAAAUUCAUCAAACUCGCAGAGAAACACCAUUUUACGCCAAUUCUUUUCCCUCGCCGAUCUCCCCCAAUUUCCAGCUCGAUCCCCAUCCCCUCUCCUCCCUCCUUCUUCCUCCGCCUCCCACCCUCCCACCGCGACCGCGUCGACCCGCCACCCACCCAACCGCGCCGAGAUCCAGAUCCAGAUCCGCCGCCAUGAACCCGGGGCGCCCGGCGCCGGCGUCGUUCCGCGACCGCACCAACGAGUUCCGCGCCGCCGUCGAGAGCGCCGCGCGCUACGCCUCCUCCUCCGCGGCGGCGGCGCCCAGCAGCAGCAGCGGCGGCGGCGUUGGCGGCCCGCUCGACGUGUCGCGGGGGGCGGCCUCGGCGCACUCGGAGUUCAACCGCCGCGCCUCCAAGAUCGGGCUCGGGAUCCACCAGACCUCGCAGAAGCUCGCCCGCCUCGCCAAACUGGCAAAGAGGACAUCUGUUUUUGAUGACCCUACGGUAGAGAUACAAGAGCUGACUGCAGUUAUCAAGAAAGAUAUCACUGCUUUGAAUUCUGCCGUUGUAGACCUACAGGUUCUCUGCAAUUCACAAAAUGAGAGCGGCAACCUUUCCAAGGAUACAACAAAUCAUUCCACUACAGUUGUGGACAAUCUAAAAAAUCGCCUGAUGAGCGCAACAAAAGAAUUUAAGGAAGUUCUUACCAUGCGGACAGAGAACUUGAAAGUUCAUGAGAAUAGAAGGCAAAUGUUCUCAUCAUCAGCUGCGAACAAUGCAUCAAAUCCAUUUGUUCGUCAACGUCCCCUUGUUACCAGGGAUGGUCCUGAAUCCUCUGUACCCCCGGCACCAUGGGCCAGUGAUUCUGCCACUACUCCAUUGUUUCAGAGGAAGAAGACUAAUGGAGAUCAUGGAGCAUCAUCAUCAUCUUCUCAGCCAUUCAUGCAGCAGCAGUUAGUACAGCAGGACAGUUACAUGCAGAGUAGAGCGGAGGCUCUCCAAAAUGUUGAAUCAACCAUCCAUGAGCUAAGCAACAUUUUUACACAACUGGCAACUAUGGUUUCUCAGCAGGGAGAGCUAGCAAUCAGAAUUGAUGAGAACAUGGAUGACACACUAGCCAAUGUUGAGGGAGCUCAGGGCCAGCUACUGAAGUAUCUCAACAGCAUUUCAUCGAACCGGUGGCUGAUGAUGAAGAUAUUCUUUGUGCUGAUGGUUUUCCUCAUGAUCUUUAUAUUCUUCGUUGCAUGAUUUCCACUUGCAAUGUCACCAUGAAUGUUCUGCAUAGUUUGUCUGCUAUGCGUAGUAUAUUCUUUUGAUUUUUACCAAACUACAACAUGUACACAAUUUUCACCCGGGAUGAUAAGCAGCCGUCUAGCCUUUUGUGGUCAUGUAAAUUGGGAGAAGCUCCAGAACUGGUAUGUUAAAGUUUUCACUACUUGUUCGAUGUACCAUUUGAUGACACACGUUGGUAGCAAUGUGGAAGAAAACUGUCACUGCCAACGGGUGAACCCCUAGGAGGGGGUGGUCAGGUGGUGAUGGUGUUGUGAUAUCUGAACAUGUGACAGCCUAUUGCUCCAUAGCAGACGACCCGCUGUUUCUGAACUUCACUAGUAUGGCUUAAAGCAAUUUCA